ACCUCCUAUAAACUCCAUACAUUCAAACCAAUGUUGUUUUCAUUCUCGUUACAACGACCGGAAGAGGCAGGUAAACCUAAACAAACAUGGUGAAGACCCUUAAGGAUCACCUUAUCGACACCUUUGACGAUAUGACUCAGGAAUACGUAAAGAAAUUCAAAAGUAAGUUGUGUAAUAGGAGUCAAGAACCGCGCGUCCGCCGAGGUGCCAUCGAAAAGAUUAAAGACUCGCUGGAUCUGACAGACUUGAUGGUGGACACAUUCACAUCGAUCGGAGCUGUUACAGUGACAAUCGAGAUUUUACAAGCUAUUAACUGUAACGAACAAGCAGUCUCUCUGAGUAAGGCCACGGAACAGACUGGAGAACGAGGCAGUGCCAAUGUUACGCCAGGAAACUCAAGUGCGCCAUCUAACGGUCAACAAUUCAUCGAUAAACAUCGAAUACAGCUCAUAGAACGAGUUAGGAAUGUAGAUGCCAUCCUAGAUGAACUUCUUGUGAAAAUGAUCAUCAGUCAAGAGGAAUAUGAUAAAAUCCGCUCUAAAAGCACCCCAACAGAGAAGAUGAGAGAGAUAUUUUCUGGCCCAAUGAUUUCUGCUGGAAAUGCAGGAAAAUUGGCUUUAUAUGAGGCUCUUAUGAAGUCACACCCUCCGUUAAUGAAAGAUCUUGGAGCUCAGUGAAAUACAAAUGUAUAUCCUGUCACCCCGAAUAUUUCUUUUAUUGAGUUGUUUUUAGUGCUGUUUUAUGAGAUGUAUUACGCAAUCAAGUAAUUUUGAAUUUAAAUGAAAAAUUGUAAACAAAAGCUGUAUAAACCUACCAUAUAAAUCUAUGGUCAACCUAGCAAUUAAAUGUACUAAAUUGUCAUCUUUUUUAAAGGUUUUAUAACACAGGACAGUGGCCAUGAUCCUAACAAUAUUGUUUUAGCUUUGUAUUUUUAUUGAUAAUCAAUAAACAAGCUAAUCAAGAAA
Triplophysa dalaica is the source of this 965-nucleotide messenger RNA. RefSeq names its product apoptosis-associated speck-like protein containing a CARD. Bases 87 to 677 code for a protein of 196 amino acids. The transcript is spliced from 3 exons. The record is from RefSeq and is a predicted model, not a curated record. Lineage: Eukaryota; Metazoa; Chordata; Actinopteri; Cypriniformes; Nemacheilidae. Gene Ontology annotation, biological process: inflammatory response; innate immune response; regulation of apoptotic process.